CGAGCUUCGAUUCCAUUCCGUUUCACUUUACCGAGGUUUUAUUUGACGAGGUUAUCUCUCUAGGCUUGUUUACAUUGGAACUGCAGCUGAUUAGAGGCGAAUCGGAUAGAGGCAUUUUUCCAGUGUUCAGUUGAAAGUGAAAACCAUAUAGAGAGGAUGCUGGAUGUGGUGGCCGUACUCCUGAUCGCCCUGGCGGUAGUCUUUUGGUUUGUGCGCACGCGAUAUAGUUACUGGACCCGGCGGGGAAUCGGAAAUGAUCCGGCUCGAUUCCCCGUGGGCAAUAUGGACGGGUUCCGGAAAACGAAGCACUUCAUCGACAUUGUUACUCCGCUGUAUGAGAAGUUUAAGAACAAUGGAGCACCCUUCGCGGGGUUUUUUAUGAUGCUACGACCCGUGGUUUUAAUCACCGAUCUUGAGCUGGCCAAGCAGAUUCUCAUACGGGAUUUCGCCAACUUUGAGGAUCGCGGAAUGUAUCAUAAUGAGCGCGAUGAUCCUCUGACUGGGCAUCUUUUCCGCAUCGAUGGACCCAAGUGGCGACCCUUGCGUCAGAAGAUGUCGCCCACUUUCAGUUCCGCCAAGAUGAAGUACAUGUUUCCCACCGUUUGCGCCGUGGGCGUGGAGCUUGGUCAGGUGUGCGGCGAGUUGGCGGAUAAUGCCAUGUGCGGCAUCAUCGAGAUCGGGGAUCUGAUGGCCCGCUACACAUCCGAUGUUAUAGGGCGAUGUGCCUUUGGCGUGGAAUGCAAUGGCCUUCGGAAUCCCGAGGCCGAGUUUGCCACAAUGGGCAGGAGAGCCUUUUCGGAGCGCCGUCAUUGCAAGCUAAUUGAUGGGUUUAUCGAGAGUUUUCCCGAUCUGGCCCGACUGCUGCGCAUGCGCCAGAUCCACCAGGACAUUACGGAUUUCUAUGUGGGCAUCGUCAGGGAAACAGUGAAGCAGAGGGAGGAGCAGGGCAUCGUGAGGAACGACUUUAUGAACCUGCUGAUCGAAAUGAAGCAGAGGGGAGAGCUCACCAUCGAGGAAAUGGCCGCCCAGGCUUUUAUAUUUUUUGUAGCUGGCUUCGACACAUCCGCUUCGACCCUUGGAUUUGCCCUUUAUGAGUUGGCCAAACAGCCGGAAUUGCAGGUGAAGCUGCGCACAGAAAUCGAUGAGGCGUUACAAUUACAUCAGGGGGAAUUCACCUAUGAUUCCAUGCAGGAGCUUCGCUACAUGGAACUGGUCAUUGCAGAAACUCUCCGAAAAUAUCCAAUACUACCACAGUUAACUCGGAUCUCCAGGCAUUUGUAUGCCGCCAAGGGCGACCGCCAUUUCUACAUAGAGCCCGACCAAAUGAUACUUAUUCCGGUCUAUGGUAUCCACCAUGAUCCCGCCCUAUAUCCAGAGCCCCACAAGUUCAUACCGGAACGCUUUUUGGCCGAUCAACUGGCCCAGCGACCCACCGCCUCUUGGCUGCCCUUCGGCGAUGGCCCCAGAAACUGCAUUGGUAUGAGAUUUGGCAAAAUGCAGACGACCAUUGGCCUGGUCAACCUGCUCCGGAACUUUCACUUCAGCGUCUGUCCGCGUACUGACCCGAAAAUCGAGUUUGUGAAGUCAAAUAUUCUACUGUGCCCAGCUAAUGGCAUUUACCUGAAGGUUCAAAAGCUAAGCCAAUUGGGGAGAUAGCGGUUCUAAUCUAACUGAUUGUA
Drosophila suzukii is the source of this 1679-nucleotide messenger RNA. The record is from RefSeq and is a predicted model, not a curated record. NCBI's taxonomy places the organism in Eukaryota, Metazoa, Arthropoda, Insecta, Diptera, Drosophilidae.